Aspergillus saccharolyticus JOP 1030-1 is the source of this 342-nucleotide messenger RNA. RefSeq lists its product as uncharacterized. Lineage: Eukaryota; Fungi; Ascomycota; Eurotiomycetes; Eurotiales; Aspergillaceae. Bases 1 to 342 code for a protein of 113 amino acids. The transcript is spliced from 2 exons. The record is from RefSeq and is a predicted model, not a curated record.
AUGCCUAUAACCCCCCAAAUUCCCGCACCAACACCACCACCACCACCUACAUCCCCCCACCUCAGCGCCAACUUCAACCGAAACCACACCGUCGACUACGACCACGAGGUCUACCUCGAACUCAUCACCAACAAAAGCGCGAAUCCCAAUUCUAGCGACAAAGAUCAUGCGACGGUGUCGAAGACCCCGAAUCAGAUUUAUCGGGAGAAUCUCGUGCGGAGGCAAACGACCCGUGCGUUAGAUCUAGCGGUGUUGGAUCCGGUGGGGCAUCAGGAUCCGAGUCCCGUGGAUUUGGAGUGGGCGGAGAGGGAGAGGGUUAGGGAGAGGGUUGUGGGGAGUUGA